CUCUGUGCACAGCGAGGGAACUCGUCGCGAGCUCAGGCUCAGACGACGCGCGCCACGCGUCGAGUGCGGAAGCCCAUUACUUGUUACCGUCAAUGCUUCACUUUACAAUCAGUGACAUUACUCACUUUCGAUAAAUCACCAAUUUAAUACAUAACUGUGAAGUGCUUAUCAAUAAAUCAACAGUGCCAUAAGUUUUGUUUACGUCUCAAGUGAUCAAUUUUUGUGAGUGUGAACAAUCGGAUAACAUUUUAGUUCUUUUUAUACGGGUUUUAAGUUCAAGUGUAAUUUGCAUGGUAAUUAGUUGCUACACCAAUUAGUUCGUUAUCGGGCGGCAGUGCAGCUGAAUCAGUCGGGUAGAGUUGCGUGAAGGAGUCGCAAUGAGUGAUAUCGUAGAUGACGGCAGCACCUCGGUGGAGCACGCGGAGGUCGGUUGAGAUGCUAGUGCGGGGGUGCGUGGGGGGCGAGCUGCGCCACUCGCUGGCGGAGCGCACCAAGGCGCUGGCGGCGCAGUGCCAUGCGCUGCGGUCGCCGGCACGCGCCGAGCGCAGUUGCGAACGCCGCCGGGCUAGACAUAGAAAGUCACAAACGAGGUGGUAUGUCAAACAGCCGACAUGGCGGUUGUGGGGCGAGGAGCGCGUCGACGGCGCCAUCUACACCGUCUACCUCAAGAAAGUUCGCUACCACCGACCUACGCGGAGUGCUUCUAGUGAGUCAGAUGACGAGAUCUCGCACUUGGAAUGGGAGACGGUGCGCGUGCGCUUCGUGAAGGCGGGCACCGUCGAGCGGCUCGUGGAGGCGCUCGCCACCGACGAUGGCGAACUCGAGUCCACAUACGUUAACGUCUUUCUAGCUACUUAUCGGUCGUUUGCGGAAUGCAGCAGAGUGCUGGACCUCCUCCUGCGACGAUAUGAAGCAUUGGCCGCGGAGGACGUGCAUCCAACAGUAGUCGACACGUCGCUGCAACACCGAAAGACUCUGGUGGCGUGUCUGCACGUGUGGCUGGACACCUACCCGGAGGACUUUCGGCAGCCCCCGCACCACCCCGCGCUGCAACAGCUACUCGCCUUCACUCAGGUUCACUUGCCGGGAACAGAACUACAUACGAAGGUAUUGCAGAAGCUAGCUGUGUUCAGUGCGGAGCGCAAUGGGCUGUGCGGCGGCGGCGCGCUGUGCCUGGCGGCGGGCAUGCGCGUGCCGGCGCACCACACCAGCGCCUACCGGCUGCCGCACGUGCCGCACCGCCACUUCGCCGAGCAGCUCACGCGCAUGGACAUGGAGCUCUUUAAGAAGCUCGUGCCGCACCAGUGCCUCGGCGCCGUCUGGUCGCGCAGGGACAAGGACCGCUCCCACGACGCCGCUACCGUUCUAGCUACCGUUAACCAAUUCAACGCCGUAUCGUUUCGAGUCAUUUCGACGGUCUUAGUCGAACCCAAUCUAAGGCCGCUCGAGCGUGCCGAAAUCUUAGCCGCCUGGCUCGAUAUCGCCCGGGAACUCAGAGUGCUCAAAAAUUUUUCUUCGUUAAAAGCUAUAAUUUCAGGACUACAGAGCAAUCCUGUUUAUAGACUGAGGAAAACGUGGGCGAUACUAGCCAAAGAAAAAGCUGAACUAUUCGACGAACUUGCACGUAUUUUUAGUGAGGACAAUAAUCGGUGGGCUCAACGAGAGUUACUGAUGCGUGAGGGUACCGCGAAGUUCGCGGAUACAGUAGGUGAAAACGAUCGCCAGUUACAAAAACUUUUACACGAACGGGGCUCCCCUGGGGUCAGUCACGGGACCAUACCCUACCUUGGAACUUUUUUGACCGAUCUCACUAUGAUCGAUACUGCUAUUCCAGACACGGUAGCUGAUGGCCUGAUAAAUUUCGACAAGCGACGGAAAGAAUUCGAAGUUCUCGCGCAGAUUAAGUUAUUACAGGGUGCUGCUAACGCCUACCACUUGCCUUCGGACUCGAUGUUCGAUAGGUGGUUUGACUCGGUCAUUGUGUUAGAUGAUCGGGAGGCGUACCAGCUAUCAUGUCAAAUCGAACCGCCAACGAAUCCUCCCAAGGAGAGGAGACCAAAGAAAAUAAACGAUUCUAACAGCCACGGUCACAGAAAGAACGACUCGAUCGCUAGCACUAGCUCGAGUAAUAGUUCGCAGUUCUACUGCGAGACCGACGGUACUGCUACACAGUGGAAGAGAGAUAGCCUGGAGAGGCGAGUGUCGCCGACGCGCCUGUCUCAUGGUUCAUCAUCGUCAUCGCUGCCUUCAUUAGACGUGUCGCUGUCUAGUGCUAACAGCGGCCAGAAGCCCGCCAACGGCAAGGCGGGCGGCGCGAGCCCCGCGGCGCCGGGCGUGCGCUCGGGGCCCGACUUCUACAUCAUCCGCGUGACAUACGAGUCGGACUGCGCCGAGACGGAGGGCGUGGUGCUGUACAAGUCCAUCAUGCUGUGCAACAACGAGCGCACGCCGCAGGUCAUCCGCAACGCCAUGCUCAAGCUCAAUCUUGAUGGGGAUCCCGAUGGAUACACUUUGGCGCAAGUCCUACCCGAGAAAGAAAUGCUGCUCCCUGCAAACGCCAACGUGUACUAUGCUGUGAAUACCGCCUACAACUUAAACUUCAUUCUGCGGCCGCGCAAGACGCAACAAGUCGAGCCUGUGGUCAACGGGAAAUCGAGAGGCAAGAGAUCUUGAUCACUCUCAGUGAUGCACUGGUAGACAAUAAACUAGUUACUGGAAAAAUGACCGCUGUUGGGCCGGACAUAGGACACUUCAAAAAAUUCCAUUAUCGUUUUCUUACAUUUUAAUAACUAGAUGAUGUUUGGACCGAUGUAAUCCUUCGCUUUACUAGUCGUUCUUUGCUUAUUCACAGCUUCAAAGCUACGCCUAGGAUUGUUUUGGAAGUUCCUUCAGUAAUUUUGUCACUGUACUAAACUAAUGCGGAAUAAUGACGCUACGACUGUGUUCCCUUGUAUUCCUAACGUGCAUUUCACGGCGUAUACAAUGUAAUAUUUGUAUUGUACUCAUGUAAAUAACUUAAUAUAAUGCCACCUCUAGCGUAGUAUUGUGAAUUUAACUGUAUAUGUGGAUUGUUUGUUUGUAUAUAAUGUCUGUAAAUAAGAAUCUCAUGGAAUAAUAUUGUAGUAUAAUACUGAGCCAAAGGCAAUAUACGUCUAAUAGCAAGGUGCUGUACCACUUUUGUAUAACGUUUUAGAAGCUUUAAUAUGAACAUGUUUUUUAAAUUGAAUUUCGUAUUGUAUUACAUACUUUUAUAGUUUAUGUGUCUAGUAAAGAAGGGUAAAAAACGGGAACAAAGUGAUUCAAAACAUGUUCACUAAGCCAGUCGUUUAAGGUCAUGUUUUUGAUAAAUAUACAUUUCAGGAUCGCGAAAAAAUGCUUCAGAGAAUUCUCAUUGACUGUUGAACACACCACACAUUUUCCUUUCCUGUAUGACUUUUCCUUUAAAGGUUUCUUUUUUGACAAAACAUGUAUUUGUGUAGGUUACUUACCAUUUUAACUCGAUUAAAAUAUAUCAACAUGAAAUGGUCUCGUAGUUUCAGUAGAAGUAAUAGUUGCUAUAGAUAUGUGUUCAUAGUUACAAAUGGCAUUAAAUGAAAGGCCAUUCUAUAAAAAAAAUGAAUUAAUAACGAACAUUCGAACAUUCGUUGCACACAAGUAAGUUAACGUGUAGAUCGUAAGCUCUACGUACUUACAGCCAUACAUCAAAUGUACUGAUAUUUUACUCUAUAUCGUUUAAUUAAUGACAUAAUAAUUAUUUCUAUCUACUUUAUCCGCCGUGGUAUUUAAUAUUAAUUCUUUAGACGUGACCAUAUACAUACAAUAAAAUAAGAUACACGGUGUGCCUAAUAUAAAUAAUCAUUUAAAAUAAUAUCGUUCAUAAUGUAUUUAACUCAAAUAUCUACUUACUCGGAAUAUUAUUGUAAUUGUAUUUAAUUUAUGUUACCUCCCUGAAUAUUAAGAGCUGAUUAUGACGUUCGAAAUACUUUUUUGUAAAUAUCUGUAUGAAAUUAAAGUGUAAUUUUGUAGUUUUCCACCAGUGUCGCUGUAACAUGUUUAUAUUCGUAUAAUAAAAGUUAACGAAAUCUUU
Helicoverpa zea (corn earworm) is the source of this 4087-nucleotide messenger RNA. It is a transcript of the gene Rgl, whose product is annotated as ral guanine nucleotide dissociation stimulator. Bases 394 to 2673 code for a protein of 759 amino acids. The transcript has 8 exons. Gene Ontology annotation, biological process: positive regulation of GTPase activity; Ras protein signal transduction. Gene Ontology annotation, cellular component: plasma membrane. Gene Ontology annotation, molecular function: guanyl-nucleotide exchange factor activity. Lineage: Eukaryota; Metazoa; Arthropoda; Insecta; Lepidoptera; Noctuidae. The record is from RefSeq and is a predicted model, not a curated record.